Molecule: messenger RNA, 1968 nt
Organism: Sphenostylis stenocarpa
Lineage: Eukaryota; Viridiplantae; Streptophyta; Magnoliopsida; Fabales; Fabaceae
Source: the annotation of a GenBank genome assembly
AUGUCACUGUCCAAUGGAGCUGAUUCAACUGCCACUUCCAAGCAGCAGAAACCUCAGCUGCCGAGCCCCUUUGAUCUCACCGACUCCGAGAUCCUUGAGAAAGUUUAUCUCACCCACCUCCAUGAUGAUGACAAGUGCGAUGCAGAUGUCCUUUUCGACAUUGUGUCCAGUGUUGUACUUAAGACAAGGUUAGCUGAAGGCAAAGCUUAUCAGACCGUUUUCCGACCAGAGUUUCAUACAAUGAAGCGGAUUUCUAGUCAGAUGAUAACCACACCUCGUGGUGAACGUUAUGUGCACCAAACAACAAUGUGCAUUCUUCAUCACCUCAGAAGCUAUUCGUGGGAUGCGAAGGCACUAGUAACUCUAGCUGCUUUCGCUUUGGAGUAUGGGAACCUUUUGUACCUCAGUGAUGUUGCAACGCCAGAUAACCUUCUUACAAACUCGUUGAAACAACUGAAUCAAAUUCAAACCAGAAAGGACCCUGCGACAUUGGUGGCGGAGGUGAUGAAAGUGCUCCGUAGCAUCCAAGAGUGGGAAAGAUUGUCUUCUUUUGGUUAUGACAUACUGGAUGUACCAUCUUUGUCUGAUGCCCUGCAAGAGGUCCCUGUUGUUGUAUAUUGGAUAAUUGCUUCCCUUACUUCUGCUACUGGCAACCUCAUUGGUGUCUCGGACUAUAAAUUAUCAGAUUUUGUGGAGAGGCUUUCUUCUGCUGCUUCUAGAUUCAAGGAACAUCUGAAAUUGAGCGGAGAGCAAAAAGGUAAUGCAGAUGAAAACUACAAGCGCAAGAAGGCAUUUGCUAAUCCCAAAGAUAUUGUACAACUCUUGAAGCUUCUGAUCCAAUAUAAUGAAUCUAAGGUCAAAAUAUAUGAUGGCAGCAUAAAAAACGAAGUGGAUAUUGAAGUCUUCGACCAGAAAUAUGUCUUGUUGUUCAUUUCAAGCCUCGACAAGAUUAAAGAUGAGAUUUCACUUUUAAAUUCAAUCUAUGACAGAUUGCAGGAAAAUCCAAAUGAAAUAAUAAAAAAUUACAAGAAAGAGGAUUUCAAGAUAUUGUGGAUUCCGAUCGUGACUUCCUGGGACGACAAGCAAAGACUCGAAUUCAAUGCGUUAAAGGAUACCAUCAAAUGGUACGCAGUGGAGUUCUUCACUGAGCUACCAGGCACUGACCUAAUAUAUGAGAAAUUUAAUUACAGGGGUAAACCUAUUAUCCCAGUCCUCACCCCCCUAGGUGACACGUUGAAUGAUGAUGCUAUGGACUUGAUUUUUCAAUGGGGGAUCGACGCGUUCCCCUUUAGGAAAAUUGAUGGUAUUGAUCUUACUCUAAAAUGGAAGUGGUUCUGGGAUGCAACAAAGAAAGCAAAUCUUGGAAUACAACAGGUCACCGGGGACAGGUAUAUUUUCAUCUAUGGAGGUGCUGACAAAAAUUGGAUCCAAGACUUCGCAGUGGCAGUGGAAAAAACCAAAGGGCAUGCAAUUAUCUUGAACACUGACACUAUAAUAGAUCACUAUCAGUUGGGGAAGGAUGACCCCAGAGUUGUUCCUCGUUUCUGGAUCGAAGUAGAAAGGAAGAGACUGAAGAAGCAUAAGGAUGUGGUGGACUGUGAGAUUCAAAAAAUCGUGAGGACCUUGCUUUGCCUUAAACAAGACCAACAAGGAUGGGCUAUUCUUACCAAAGGCUCUAACGUGAGGGUUCUGGGUCACGGUGAGCCUAUGCGCCAAACUUUGGUUGAGUUUGAUGCAUGGAAAGAUAAAGUGUUUCAAAAAGAAGGCUUUGACGUAGCCUUCGAUGAAUACUAUAAGAUCAAGCUCAACGAGAUAUACGCUCGUCAACAAUGUGCUAUUGUUAAAAAUAAUGCAGAUGUCCUGGUGACUAUAACAUGCCCAAAUCCCACAUGUGGCCGUGUGAUGGAGGUGACUUCUGUUAAUUACAAGUGUUGCCAUCGUGAUGCUCCGAAAAGUGGCAACAUCUGA